AAAACUUUAAAAAAUCACAACUGUUUUAGUUGAGAUUACCUUAAUUGCUUUUAAUGUGGAGCAUUGAGAAGUGUGCAAUAAUAGGCUUUUUUUAGGUGCAAAGAUCCUAGACUUAUGUGUUAUAUAUGUCCUCUGUGUUUCCCUUCUGGCUUUCUGCCACUCUACUCUUCUCUUAUUCUACCUUAGCUUUCUAUAAACAUUUUUAACAAGCACCUUCCUUCUUUACUUCUUUGUUCCCUCCAUUUCCCUGUUUGAUUGGAUACUUUUACCAUUUUCCACCACUGCCCCAAUAAAACAAAAAAGUACACAUUUUUUUUUAUAUUUAUGAAAUGAAAGCAUUUUAAGAUACCCCCUCUUGGAGUUUCUUCAAUGUUAUAAGUUCUAGUUUGGCUUUAAACACUUUUCUUGCAUAGUUGACAAAGUUUAUUACUUUCAAGAUUUUGUCAACCCAACUCACUUUCAAGCAUUUUUUUGGGUUUUAAAGAGUGAUGGGGGUCUUCAAGAACUUGUUUAUGUGAUAAAGUUGUUAUCUUUGAUCACUUUGUGUACUCAUUUUCAAGAAAUUUUAGCUUCAAAAGAGUGAUGGGGGUCUUCAAGAACUUGUUUGUGUGACAAAGUUGUUUUCUUUUAACACUUUGUGAACUCAUUGUGUGAUAAAGUUGUUAUCUUUGAACACUUUGUGUACUCAUUUUCAAGAAAAUUUAGCUAAGAUAGGGGUCUUCAAGAAUUCUAACUAGUUUGUCUAUGUGACAAAGUUCUAAACUUUCAAGAAUUUGUCAACUCAUUUUCAAGAAACUUUUUUGUCUACAAAAAGUGAUGAAGGGUUUCAAGAAUUCAAGAUUGUGUGUGUUAGUUAUCUUCUUUCUCCUCCAUUUUGGUGUUUGGUGCAAUGGUGAUACUGAAAACAUGGGAGCUCAAAUGGAGAAAAAUGAGAUAAAUUCUCUUUACUCAACCAUUCAAGGCUUUGUUGGUAAAUGGUGGAAUGGUUCAGAUCUUUAUCCAGAUCCUUGUGGUUGGACUCCAAUACAGGGUGUAUCUUGUGACCUGUUUGAUGGUUUUUGGUAUGUUACUGACUUAAACAUUGGACCUAUACAUGAUAAUUCUCUAAGUUGUGCACCAAAUGUGGAAUUCAGCUCCAAUCUGUUCACAUUAAAGCACCUAAAAUCUCUCACAUUUUUCAAUUGUUUCGUGUCGCCUCGCCAUCAUCCAACUUCAAUCCCAACAGAGAGGUGGGAGUUUCUUGCUAGUAGUUUGGAGUCACUCGAGUUUCGAUCAAAUCCCGGUCUCAUUGGCCAAAUCCCAAGUACAUUUGGUAGACUCAUAAAGCUCCAAUCUUUAGUACUAGUAGAAAAUGGACUCUCUGGUGAAAUGCCACAAAGUCUUGGGAAUUUAGUGAACUUGAAAAGACUAGUUCUUGCUGGAAACAAACUCAACGGCGAAAUCCCGGAUACUUUUGGAAGGUUCACUCAACUUUUGAUAUGUGAUUUAAGCAGAAACAAACUAUCUGGUGUCUUGCCUAAACCAUUAUUUGGAGGUUUGAUCUCACUUUUGAAACUUGAUUUGAGUUACAACAACUUACAAGGCAAAAUCCCACAAGAGAUCUCACAAUUGAAGAAUUUAACACUUUUAGACCUUAGUAACAACAAGUUAUCAAGUGGAUUACCUAAGUCAAUUCAAGAAAUGACAUGUUUGGAGGAGUUAGUCUUGUCAAACAACCCAAUGGGUGGAUUCUUGGAUGUUCUUGAUUGGUAUAGCAUGAUAAAGUUAACAACUUUGGAUUUGUCAAACAUGAAUUUGACAGGUGAGAUACCUAAGUCUAUAGUAGAGUUAAAAAAGUUAAGAUUUUUGGGACUUAAUGACAAUAAACUCAUUGGUAAAAUCCCAAAGAAUCUUGAAAAUUUGCCUAAUGUAAGUGCUAUUUACCUAUAUGGUAACAAUCUGACAGGUGAACUUCAAUUCUCUCAAUGGUUUUAUAGGAAAAUGGGAAGGAGAUUUGGGGCAUGGGGGAAUCAAAAUUUAUGUUACACUUUUGGUUUGGUGUCAAGUGAUGUUCCAUUUGGGGUAAAACAGUGUCAACAAGAACUCAAGUUUGUUAUUGAUGUUGAGAUGAACUCAAGUUUUGUGGAUUUUCAAUCUUCAAUGGGAUAUUUGAAUGAUUGUGGGAUUUGGAGAUGUUUUGUAGUUGAACUAUUCAUGGUUAUUCUACUAUUGUUGAAAUGAAAGGAAUUUGACAA
Molecule: messenger RNA, 2234 nt
Organism: Solanum tuberosum (potato)
Lineage: Eukaryota; Viridiplantae; Streptophyta; Magnoliopsida; Solanales; Solanaceae
Product: piriformospora indica-insensitive protein 2
Exons: 2
Coding region: 817-2220 (467 amino acids)
Molecular function (GO): protein binding
Source: RefSeq, a predicted model, not a curated record